AUGGCUAACUCGUCUGGUUUUUCAAACCUUCUUCGUAGUCAAAUUCCAGUAGACCUUGAUUCACCCGAACCUUUUUGGUUCGGGUCCCAAGUUCCUGAUGAGUCUCCUAGCCAAGUUCCUGAAGAGUCUGGUGUUAAGGAGAGGAGGAAAUAUUCUCCCAGAGAGGAUAAGAUCCUUAUUGGUGCUUGGCUUAACACCAGUAAGGACCCUGUCGUCGGCAAUGAGCAGAAAGCUGGUGCUUUCUGGAAGCGUAUUGUAGAGUACUACAACGCAAGCCCUCACCUCGUUGGGCAAAUACCGAGGGAGAUUACUUCUUGCAAGCAGAGGUGGGCUAGGAUCAACGAGCAAGUAUCCAAGUUUACUGGAUGCUAUGAUGCGGCUCUGAGGGAGCAGAGAAGUGGCCAAAAUGAUGAUGAUGUGAUGAAAGCUGCCUUAGACAUAUUCUUCAUCAAGUACGGCUACAAGUUCACCCUGGAUCACUGUUGGAGGGAGCUGAGGCAUGACCAGAAAUGGUCGUCCACCUAUGUGGCUAAGGAUGGUGGAAAGGAAAAGCGGAGGCAAGGAAAAGCGGAGGCAAGUGUUGGGGGUUGA
Brassica napus (rape) is the source of this 591-nucleotide messenger RNA. RefSeq names its product glutathione S-transferase T3-like. The transcript has a single exon. Lineage: Eukaryota; Viridiplantae; Streptophyta; Magnoliopsida; Brassicales; Brassicaceae. Bases 1 to 591 code for a protein of 196 amino acids. The record is from RefSeq and is a predicted model, not a curated record.